AUGUCUGCUUCGAUUCAAGACUUUCAGAUCGCAGCUCUUGCUGCGGGGUUUACAAUUGGCUUUGGGAUCUUGACGGUAUGGGAGGCCAUCAAGCAGACUCGGCGGAAUCGAAAUCCUUUGAAGUCCGUGUAUAUUUACAUGAUCUGGGGUGAGGUGGCAGCGAAUCUAGGCAUUGCGAUCAUUGCCUGGCUGUUUUUGAACGACAAGUUGGGUCCUAGACUGAAGUGGGGAACUGUGGCUGUCAUCACGAUCAUCAAUAUCGCAGUCUUUAUCAUUUGGCUCCCGGCGCAUACUGUUCCGCCAGUCUCGGAGACGUUUGUCAAGAUCAACGACGUUUGGGACAAGGUCUCAAAAGUGCUCAUUCUCAUUGUCGAUGCUGGGCUGAACUGGUAUUUCCUCCAGACGGUCAAACAGAGGCUCGUGGAGGGGAAUGGCUUGACAAAGUAUCAGCCGCUUGUCAGCUUCAAUGCAAAGCUCAUGGUUCUCUCCAUUGCUAUGGAUGCAAUCCUGGUUGGCUUCAUGUUCCUCAAGAAUCAAGUCGUAUACAUCCAAAUCCACCCAGUCGUCUAUAUCGUCAAACUCAACAUCGAAAUGUCCAUGGCCUCGCUCAUAGUUCGUCUCGCGCAAGGAAAACCCCAGAAUGACAUGUAUCCCGAGGAGAAACUCCAAAGCUCAUCGAAUAAGGCUCCGCGCUCGCAGUCGCAUCUACACUCUGGAAAACACGGACCACAACAUGCACAGGUCCAAUCGUUUCAGAUACCGAAACGAGGAUUGAGGGAUGCACUGGACGAUGAUGAUAGUGUGGGCAGUAUCAGUAUGCGUGGCAUCCACUGUCAGACUGAUUACAAUGUAACGGUCGAGCAGACACAGUCUCUCGAGGAUGUAACCGACAUAAAGCUUUUCAGACAAACUGCGACCUGGCGCAGGCUCAGGCCAGGAAUACUCUUCAUGCGCGGUCAGUUUGACCUGGCUCCACAGACUGUUACAUGUACUUACUUUCGCGCGAAGCCUUUACCAACCGAAACGGGUGCGAUGGAUAACAUUUCGCCAGCAGCUAUGUCUUUUGAGGCCAAGAUUGCGCUUGCGCUACAGGGCUCUAAUUGGCAGGCCCUUCAGCAUCAGACUAGCAGCACUGAAACCAAUAAUGCUUCUACAAUACCACAAGCAGAGGCCCUGGCGGAGGAAAGUGUUGCUGCGGAGCCAAUAGCUGGGGUGGCUGGUAUUCCUAGUAUCCUACCCGACAUGACGGCGAAGCAAAAGAAAAAGAAGGAGCGCUUUGAUCAAAAGAUCGCAAGAGAUACGGGUGAUGUACUUCAGCUCAUUGAAGCAGACACCAUAGCGCCUGUGGCUGAGGGUGUCACAUGGGACCAAGAUCCAGAGCUGGUCUGCUCAUACAACUGGCAAGACUCGACAGAUCAAAACACCAUAUUUGUUCCAGGCGCCCCAGGCAAAUGGGCACCACGCACGAUACCCCAUACCCUCGAUCCGGACACCGGGUUUCAGUACUCCGAUUACAAUUACGUACGCCAGCCUCGAACACCUUAUGGGCCAAUGUUCGCCGCCAUGUCUACCAUGAACCCCAACUAUAAUUUUAUGUCCACGGACGUUAUCUGCGAUCGCAACAAUCUGCGUGUUCUGCUAGAAUUCGUCCAAGGCAAAGCGAAUGGUCCGUUUAGACUUGACCUUUACACCAUUUUCGACACGCUUGUCAUCGUGCGGAACGAAUCGAGGUGGUGGAGACAUCACAACGCAGAGGGUUAUGGGAGUAAUUUCGAAAAGUUUUUCACCACACCCGCAGAGGGCAUGGAAGAUGCCACGAGUCACUACCGUGCUAUCCGUUACCCACUGGGCCCGUUGAACGUAGUGUGCAGAUUUGAGGCAGAUGCGUACGACGACGGUGCUGCUUCUGACUUCCUGACCGAGUCGGAGAGGGAGGCGGUGGUCAGUGGAGGUGUCGCACAGCGGCCAACCUUCAGGUACAAUUUGCCCAUUCGCGUCUUGCAGAAGGGGCAUAUCGUACCUACAGCGCAGAUGGUUGAGCUCAAGACGCAGCGAGCUCGGGACGAGUUCACGCCUGUGACCUGUCAAGACCAGCUUUGGUUUGGCCGCACCUCACUACUGUAUACAGGUUCAUAUGUACCGGACACUGGCGUCGUCAACAGGAUCCGAAACGAAGACGCAACGAAACGAAUCAAGGCGUGGGAGAAUAAUAACCAGGAGAGUCUUCGCAAAUUGGCAGCCUUACUUCAAAUGUUGACGGCUGCCAUGAAGAGACACAAACGCCCGAAUCGUGCAGUCGUGUUGGUUAGGGAAGGCAAGGCUGGCCCAUUGACGCUGAGAAGCAUGGAGUCGACGAAUCAGGCGAUAGGAAGGGAUGCAUUUCAGAGUUCGGCCAGCGAGGUGGAGGAGGGUAUACACCUGGUGGGCGAGGACAACAUACGCCUGGACAAGGCUACCGAGGUCAGCAUGGACAUGCACAACGUGGGCAAUAUCAUUUGA
Parastagonospora nodorum SN15 is the source of this 2499-nucleotide messenger RNA. RefSeq lists its product as hypothetical. The coding region runs from base 1 to 2499 and encodes 832 amino acids. The record is from RefSeq and is a predicted model, not a curated record. The transcript is spliced from 6 exons. NCBI's taxonomy places the organism in Eukaryota, Fungi, Ascomycota, Dothideomycetes, Pleosporales, Phaeosphaeriaceae.